Molecule: messenger RNA, 1836 nt
Organism: Pyricularia oryzae 70-15
Lineage: Eukaryota; Fungi; Ascomycota; Sordariomycetes; Magnaporthales; Pyriculariaceae
Product: integral membrane protein TmpA
Exons: 4
Coding region: 1-1836 (611 amino acids)
Source: RefSeq, a predicted model, not a curated record
AUGUCUCCCACUGACAGAGGACGCUCUGUUAUAUGGAAUGAUGACUUCUUCACGAGGCCCCUGCCUGACAUCGAAGAUCUAUCAGACACAGAGGCAUACUACUACGAUUCACCCAGCUCUCCAGACUUCAAGGACUUGGAAGAGGGCAGGAUGCAGCGAUGUACGCCUUCAUCUACAAGCCCACGAUUGAGCCAUGAACCACUCGGAAACAACACUCGUUGCGACAUUAUCCAAGUAUCUUAUAGCAUUACCGGCCAUACAAAGGACCAAGAUGAGUCCUCAAGGCGAUCCCGAGCCUUGACAAUACAAAGUAUUCGUCACAGCCUUUAUCGCAGACAAUCGUUGACGCCUCCAAAGAAAGGCACACGGGUAUACAGAUACUUUCGUUGGAACUUUGGGUCUGUCUACAGACGCAUCUUCACGCUCGCCUUCAUCUGCAACCUCGCCGUCCUGGUGGCACUUAUCGGCCAAAACAUAGUAGGAACAAACCGCCUCACAUACAGAGAGGCAUCGACCGCCGCCUCGGCUAACAUAUUUGUGGCCAUGCUGAUCCGCAACGAGCACAUUGUGAACGCCUUGUUUACUGUGUUUGGCACGUGGCCGAGGCGAUUCCCACUCAGGACUCGCCGUCUCUUUGCCAAGGUGUACUCAUACGGAGGCAUCCACAGCGGCUGUGGCGUUGCAGGAACGCUCUGGCACGUGGUGUUUGUGGCCCUUCUCACGAUCGACUAUCAGCAAAGAGACCGGGACCAGGUGCUUCAUGCACUCAGGGGCUACGUAUACCUGGUCAGCUACGGCACACUUGUCAUGUUGGCCCUGAUCCUGGUCUUUGCGCAUCCCCGAGUGCGCGCAGCCAUUCACAAUUGGUUUGAAGGGAUACAUCGCUUUCUUGGAUGGACAGUCGUUGUGUUGUUCUGGGCACAGACCCUGCUCAUCGUUUUUGAUGACUCGCCCGCCAUGGGGCUCUCGUACGGCCGAGCACUGCUCGUCAGCCCAUCGUUCUGGCUGCUGCUUCUGAUCACUCUGUUGGUCAUCUACCCUUGGACUCGUCUGCGGCGCCGCGGAGUUCAAGUAGAGCUCUUGUCCAAGCAUUGCAUCAAGCUCAACUUCUCCUACCGCGAUGGCCACUACGGGCAGGCCAUUCGCCUAUCCGAUGCUCCCCUCAAAGACCCUCAAAGAGACCCACGCCUUUGCCAUCAUUUCCAACCCCAAGACUGCAGCAAGCCCUCGAUUGGACACGGAGAAGAAGCCCAAGCUGGAGACAUCGAGACGGCCAAGGCAGUAGCGAGGGCCAAAGCGCUGGCGAGACAGCACCACCGCCAACAGCUCAACCACCUAUCGAGCUCGAACCUUUCCAACGCAGGCAAGACGGGGUUUUCAGUGGUCAUCUCAGACGCCGGCGACUGGACGCGCAAAAUCAUCGCCAAGCCCCCGACACACAUCUACACGCGCGGCGUGCCGCAGUACGGGGUGAUGCGGAUCGCGGGCAUGUUCGAGCCCGUCAUCAUCAUGGCGACCGGGUCGGGGAUCGCGCCGUGCCUGGCCCUCUUUGCCGAGAUGCCGGACCACCCCGCCGUCGUCGACACGGUGCUCAGGGCCGACCCGGAUGCCGUCAUCCACGACACCAGAAGGCAGGGCCGACCGGACCUGGUAAAGAUAGCCUACCGGAUGUGGGCGGCCAGCGGGACCGGUGGGGAGUUUGCGCUGGGAGGGCGACAGCGGUUGGGUCGGUGCGAGGCCGUCGUCGUCAUCUCGAAUCAGUCCGUGACUAGAAAUGUGGUGUGUAAUCUGGAGUCGAGGGGUGUGCCUGGUUAUGGGGCGAUCUUUGACUCUUAG